Calidris pugnax (ruff) is the source of this 456-nucleotide messenger RNA. RefSeq names its product ankyrin repeat domain-containing protein 35-like. Lineage: Eukaryota; Metazoa; Chordata; Aves; Charadriiformes; Scolopacidae. The coding region runs from base 1 to 456 and encodes 151 amino acids. The record is from RefSeq and is a predicted model, not a curated record. Gene Ontology annotation, molecular function: actin binding. The transcript is spliced from 5 exons.
AUGAAUGCAUCCGGCCUCAGCCUGGAAGGAUUUAGGGUGGAGAGCUGGAACAAGCAGGACCAGAAGCUGCUGGAAGCGGUGGAGAAGGGGGACGUGGGCAGGGUGGCCGCCCUCGCCGCCCGCAAAACCGCCCGCCCCGCCAAGCUCAACGCCCUGGGACAGUCCGCCUUCCACCUGGCCGCGUCCAGGGGUCUCACCGAGUGCCUGACGCUGCUGCUGGCCCGAGGGGCCCCCGUUAACGAGAAGAACGAUGACGGCAGCACCGCUCUGCAUCUGGCCACCAUCGCCUGCCAGCCCCAGUGCGUCAAGGUCCUGCUGCAGUACGGUGCCAACGAGGGCCACGUGGACGGGCAGAACCGGACCCCCCUGCACUGGGCUGGUGAGUGCUGGGGACCCCAAACCGGGCUGGGAUGGGGGGGGGAUGAAGGCUCCUAUGGGGAGGGGGGGCCCAUCUGA